AUGGACGCCGACGACGCUGCGGCUGCGUCAGGCCAGCGGCCGCGCAAAAAGAGGGCGACGGCCACCCGCAAGUCGCUCACUGCGAGCACUGCAACCGGCCCUUUCGCCCGCCUCGAGCAUCUCCAACGGCAUCUCCGCACCCAUACCAAGGAGAAGCCGUUUACCUGUGAGAUAUGCUCCAAGUCGUUUGCCCGCAGUGACCUGCUUGUCCGCCACGAGCGGCUUGUGCACCCGGCUGAGGCGGCCGCCAGGGCUGACAGGCGAGCGGCCGGCGCUGCUGCAGCCUCGGCCGUCCCCAUCUCUGUGACGUCUACGGCCACUGGUACUCCUGUUCCUGCGGCUACUAUAGCAGCUGUGCCUGUGCCUGUGUCUGUGCCUGGAACUGCAACGGGGCCAGGGACAGGGGCAGGAACAGGAGCAGAAACAGGAACGGCGGACCACCUGAACCCGUCGUGGGGUUACGACUUGAACCUGCUCUCCCAUGCAGCCAGCCAUGUAGCUCUCGAAGGUCGGGGUCAUGGUCAUGGUCAUGGGCAGCCGCAGCUUCAGGUUCACGGACCGGGACAGCUCCAGGUCCAGCAGCAGCACGACAGAAAGGCCGUUCCCGUCUAUGAGCGGCCCAUCUCGGAGAACUACGGGGUCGAGCCAUCGAUACUCGACCUCGCCGAUCUUGGUGACCCCGUGCAGGACUUCACCACCUUCCUCGAGAGCGUUGGUCUCUCCUCCGACUGGGACUCGGGACUGUUCAACUCGGUAGAGCCUGAACCGCUGCUGUCGACCCCUAUACCCGCCCUAGAUGGCUCUACCAAGCAACAGUCCUUUGCGGCAGCGGCAGCAGCAGCCGCAGACGAAGCACCUUCGUUUUCAAACUUUGGCUCUCGACUGCCAUCUCUCCAACCAGAAGCACAGGACUCCGAUGCCGGUACCUCAGAGCACAACUCCCAGCCCCGGCCAGCGUGGGACAUCUCUACCCAGGAACACCAGCUCUUCACGGCCAGACUAGAAGACUUUGCCCAUGUUCUUCCCAAGAACUUUGUGCGGCCUUCUAGACAUGCUCUUUCCCGCUACAUGGCUGGCUACAUCAGUGGUCUCAACGAGCACUUGCCCUUCAUCCAUGUCCCAACACUGUCCGUGGCCAGGUGUCCGCCAGAACUGACCCUCGCUCUCGCUGCUGCUGGCUCCCACUACCGGUUCGAAAACAGCAGAGGCAUCGAGCUCUUCCACGCUGCAAAGGCUAUCUUACUAGAACGCCUACGACGUCGGGACUCCAGGCGCACUACUACUCUCCCCUCGAAUUCGCAGUGGGGGCCCAACAGCACUCCUCGGGCGUCCUCGUCGGUAGUAUCAAAUCCAAGUAACAGUCCAUUCCCUCAGCAGCAGUUCAUACCCUUCAUGGACAAUACCUCGCUGCCAGGUGAGGAUGCUGAGGGACAGAUGGAGAUCAUCCGUACUUUCUUACUACUUACCAUCUUUGCCUCCUGGGAGAGCCAUCCAGACAUACUUCGCGACAUGCUUGCCCUACAAAGUACCCUUGCCCGUCUAGUCCGAGACCAUGGCCUUAGAGAGUCUUCAGUCACCACCGCCCCGCCAGAAUCGCUCUCCUGGCCAGACUGGUCCAGGCUGGAAGCAGACAGGCGCACAAAGCUCGUCGUCUACUGCUUCUUCAACCUCCAUUCUAUCAUGUACAAUAUCCCCCCCUUAAUCCUAAACUCCGAGCUCAACCUCAACAUGCCCUGUUCCGCUGAUGAAUGGAAAGCAAAUACCGCCAGCCAGUGGCGCCGUGUUCGUCGUCCCUCAUCAGACACCAACAACACUCCCUCGUCCUUCCAGGACGCCCUCGCAAAUCUCUUCACCAAAUCCUCCGCUACUACUACCACCACACCACCCCCUUCCAACCCUGUGUCCCCACUAGGUAACUACGUCCUCAUCCACGCCAUCAUCCAACAAAUCUUCUUCGCCCGCCAACUCUGUCUCUCCGCUCCUUCUAUGGCCGGCACCAGCCUACGACCCGACGAUCUAGCCGUCAUGGGUAGCUCCCUUAGUGCCUGGAAACGCGGCUGGCGUCAGACUCCCGAAUCGAGUAUCGAUCCACAAAACCCCGCUGGGCCCAUAGCUUUCACUUCCACAGCUCUGCUUGGUCUAGCAUAUAUACGCCUACACCUCGACCUCGGCCCAUGCCGUCGCCUCGUCACCCAGGACCCUGUCCAAAUCGCCCAUGCACUCAACGACUCUCCACCGCUGACCCGCAGUUCCCGUCUGAUAAUGGCUCUGUUACACUCCGCUCAUGCCCUUUCAAUCCCUGUCCGGCUAGGUAUUGACUUCGUGGCUCGCACUCACUCCUUUUUCUGGUCAAUACAGCACUCAAUAUGUUCUCUUGAAUGCGCAUUCCUCCUCUCGCGCUGGUUGCUCUCCAUACCUGCCACCCAACAUGAUCAGAAUCUGUCAGACCAUGAGCGAAAACUCCUUCUCUGGGUCAAGGGCAUGAUAGAUGAAACUGACAUGUCUUCCUCCGUCAGUGCAGCCACGGAGGCAGAACUCAUCACCGACCCAGCGCUAAUGAGGCGGCUUAGCGUUGCCGUUGUGCGUGUCUGGUCAAGGACCUUUAAGGGGAAUACGAGCUGGCCUAUCGUAGACCUCAUCGGCGCCAGCCUGGAAAUAUACGCUGAUUUACUCGAUAUAUAA
Trichophyton rubrum CBS 118892 is the source of this 2682-nucleotide messenger RNA. RefSeq lists its product as uncharacterized. The record is from RefSeq and is a predicted model, not a curated record. Gene Ontology annotation, molecular function: zinc ion binding; RNA polymerase II cis-regulatory region sequence-specific DNA binding; DNA-binding transcription factor activity, RNA polymerase II-specific. The transcript is spliced from 4 exons. Bases 1 to 2682 code for a protein of 893 amino acids. Gene Ontology annotation, cellular component: chromatin. NCBI's taxonomy places the organism in Eukaryota, Fungi, Ascomycota, Eurotiomycetes, Onygenales, Arthrodermataceae. Gene Ontology annotation, biological process: regulation of transcription by RNA polymerase II; DNA-templated transcription.